GCGGAGCCGUUUGUUGCUGUUUGUUGUUAUCCCCCCCCCACCGAAGGGGCGGGAGAAACUUACCCUUCUUAUCCGUUGCUGGUGGCUGUUCAACCCCCCGGAAAUAUGCCGCUCUUCACCAGCAACCCCUUCGACCAGGAUGUGGAAAAAGCAACCAGUGAAAUGAAUACUGCUGAAGACUGGGGGCUCAUCUUAGAUAUUUGUGAUAAAGUUGGACAGUCACGAACUGGACCUAAAGAUUGUCUUCGGUCUAUUAUGAAGAGAGUGAACCACAAGGAUCCUCAUGUUGCUAUGCAAGCACUCACUGGUCAUCCAAAAGUUUGUGAAAAAUUAAAAGCACUCAUGGUGGAAUGGACAGAUGAAUUCAAGAACGAUCCCCAACUUAGUCUGAUAUCUGCUAUGAUAAAGAAUCUUAAGGAGCAAGGUGUUAUGUUUCCAGUUAUUGGUUCACAGGCUGCAGAACAAGCAAAAGCAAGCCCAGCUCUAGUAGCUAAAGAUCCUGGAAUAGUAGCAAACAAAAAGGAAGAGGAGGACCUAGCUAAAGCCAUUGAAUUGUCACUUAAGGAACAAAGACAACAACAAACACCGCUUUCCAGUCUUUAUCCAAGCACCUCAAGCCUCUUAACAAAUCACAAGUAUGAGGGCCGAAAGGUUCGGGCUAUUUAUGACUUUGAAGCUGCUGAAGAUAAUGAAUUAACAUUUAAAGCUGGAGAACUUAUCACUGUGCUUGAUGACAGUGAUCCAAACUGGUGGAAAGGUGAAACUCAUCAAGGGACAGGAUUAUUUCCUUCUAAUUUUGUAACUGCUGAUCUUACUGCUGAACCAGAAAUGAUGAAAGCCGAGAAGAAAACAGUGCAAUUUAGUGAUGAAGUUCAAGUUGAAACAAUUGAACCAGAGCCUGAACCAGUUUAUAUCGAUGAAGAUAAAAUGGACCAACUGUUACAAAUGUUGCAAAGUGCAGAUCCAACUGAUGAUCAGCCAGACCUCCCGGAGCUGAUCCAUCUUGAAGCAAUGUGCCAUCAAAUGGAACCUCUCAUUGAUGAAAAGCUAGAAGACAUUGACAGGAAACAUUCAGAGCUCUCAGAGCUCAAUGUUAAAGUGAUGGAGGCACUCUCUUUAUAUACCAAGUUGAUGAAUGAGGAUCCAGUGUAUUCGAUGUAUUCAAAACUACAAAACCAACAGUAUUAUAUGGCUCAAUCUGGUGUUUCUGGCUCUCAGGUUUAUCCAGGGCACCCUCAAAGCAAUGCAUACUUGGUAGCAGGAAAUGCACAGAUGAGUCAUGUUCAAGCUUACAGUUUUCCAUCGGAGCAACUUCCGCCUCUGAAUCAAAGCACAGUUCCUCCAGCAGCAAGCUCUGGAUUACCUACCCAGCCUGUUCAGACACCUUACACAAAGUAAUAAUGGAUGUUGUUU
Rhineura floridana is the source of this 1413-nucleotide messenger RNA. Its product is annotated as signal transducing adapter molecule 1-like. The transcript has a single exon. The coding region runs from base 106 to 1398 and encodes 430 amino acids. The record is from RefSeq and is a predicted model, not a curated record. NCBI's taxonomy places the organism in Eukaryota, Metazoa, Chordata, Lepidosauria, Squamata, Rhineuridae. Gene Ontology annotation, cellular component: ESCRT-0 complex. Gene Ontology annotation, molecular function: ubiquitin binding; phosphatidylinositol binding. Gene Ontology annotation, biological process: protein transport to vacuole involved in ubiquitin-dependent protein catabolic process via the multivesicular body sorting pathway.